This is a messenger RNA of Xenopus tropicalis (tropical clawed frog), 892 nucleotides long. RefSeq names its product dynactin subunit 5 (gene dctn5). Gene Ontology annotation, cellular component: cytoskeleton. The record is from RefSeq and is marked provisional. NCBI's taxonomy places the organism in Eukaryota, Metazoa, Chordata, Amphibia, Anura, Pipidae.
CCGGAGCGAAGGGACCAUGGAGCUGAGUGAGCUUCUGUAUAACAAGUCCGAAUAUAUAGAGACCGCAUCUGGGAAUAAAGUGAGCCGUCAGUCUGUCCUGUGUGGCAGCCAGAAUAUUGUACUUAAUGGGAAGACAAUUGUUAUGAACGACUGUAUUAUACGAGGUGAUUUGGCAAACGUUCGAGUGGGGCGUCACUGUGUCAUCAAAAGCCGCAGUGUGAUCAGGCCUCCGUUUAAGAAAUUUAGCAAAGGUGUGGCGUUCUUUCCUUUACACAUCGGCGACCAUGUUUUCAUCGAAGAGGACUGUGUGGUUAAUGCAGCGCAGAUUGGCUCAUAUGUACACAUAGGAAAGAACUGUGUGAUUGGCCGUAGAUGUGUCUUAAAAGAUUGCUGUAAGAUUCUGGACAAUACUGUUUUACCUCCAGAGACUGUGGUUCCUCCCUUCACGGUGUUUGCUGGAUGUCCGGGUCUGUUUUCUGGAGAGCUCCCAGAAUGCACACAAGACCUCAUGAUUGACGUGACCAAGAAUUACUACCAGAAGUUCCUACCCCUGACACAAAUUUAGAAGUCUCUUCUCAUGGCUUGAGCUUUCUCCUUUUUUUUUUAAUUUGUUAAUGUAUAUAUGUUAUGUGCAUCCAAUAGAUUAACAGUGUAUGAAAUUGUCUCCCUCUAGCUAUGUAACACUAUAUAUUUAUUAAUGCCCUUACUUACUCCCUCUCACCUAUUCGAUACUCUGUUAUCAACUGUAUUGAACCUGAAGAGCCCCAGCUUGGACAUUUGUUAUGAUAAUCCCGGCUGCGAGUGCCUUAGGAAACCCAUGCGCAAUGCUCCACUGCCCUCCUAGCAUUGCCAGUGCUGCACUUUUCAUUAAAACGAAUAAUGGCAUUCACUA